Messenger RNA from Pelecanus crispus (Dalmatian pelican), 1384 nucleotides. Lineage: Eukaryota; Metazoa; Chordata; Aves; Pelecaniformes; Pelecanidae. The record is from RefSeq and is a predicted model, not a curated record.
UGUUGCAAAUGCAAAACUUAACAAUUUUUCUCGCCUGGAGCCCACGCUUCACCUCCUUGGUGUACAGUUUAAUGAGAAUGUGGCCCAAGACAUCAUGACAGGACAGCAUGGGGCUGUAACAAAGCUUUUAUAUGAAUUGUAUGUUGCUUUAGAAAAAAAGAGAACAGCAAAGCUCACUGGAGUAGCCAUGGAAGCAAUGAGACCUGCAGCAACUGCAAAGCUUAAGUCUAUUGAAAGUGUUUUGUAUCGAGAGCGUUUGAAAACUUUAAUGCCACGUCAGGCUGAUUUGCAACUACAGCAGAUUUCAGAGCAUUUUGAAAUAAAAUCUAAGGUAAUAGAAGAUAAAAUAGCUCGUAUACAUAUUGCAGAACAACAGAAAGUUCAGAAGCUCCAAGAGGAACGAAGAGCCCAAGACAUUGAAAAGCAUCGCAUAGGAAGAAGGAGACAAAAUGAAAUAAUGGCCAGGAUUCAAGCAGCUAUUAUACAGAUUCCGAAGCCACCACCGAGCCAUACCAUAAAGGCUACUGAAGCCAAAAAAUUCUUGAAGAAGAAAAGAGAAGCAGAGGACACAUACAAGGACAUUAAAAAGUUUGAGAACGAUAUACAAGACUCAUUGCAAACACAGAAGCUGCAAGAAGCAACUCUAGAAACUAGAGUACAGACAGCAACUGAGCUGCUAAAUAUUUAUUCAGAUGAUGAAUACAUAAGGAAAAUUCAAAAACAUUUAGAGGAAGAUACGUUUGCUAGAGAACAACGAGAAAAGAGACGACGAAAAAUGCUAAUGCAACAGUUAAUAGCACAUGAAGCUGAAGAGGAGGCUUACCGGGAGGAGCAACUUAUUUACAGACUGAUGAGACAAUCUCAGCAGGAGCGGAGGAUUGCUGUUCAACUCAUGCAUGUUCGACAUGAAAAAGAGGUGUUAAGGCAAAACAGAAUUUUCAGGGAAAAACAAUAUGAAGAAAGACGACUGAAAGAGUUCCGGGAAGCUCUUGAUAGAGAAGCGGCUCUUGCAAAACAAGAAAAAGUUGAUUAUGAAGAACAAAUUAUCAAAGAAAAAGAAUGUCAUGAGAAAAUUGCCAUUGAAAGAGCUCAGGCACGUUAUAAAAAACAUUAUUCUAUAUGUUGGGAAGUGAUCGACCAAAUAAUUGAUUUGUCAACAAAAGUAGGAGAAUAUCAUCUACUGACAAACAACAGAAUUCCUUUAAAACUGAUGCUUGAUUGGAAGGAAUUUUUUUUUAAUGGAAAACCAAUGUAUGAACAAGCCUCAAUUCAACCUUUGCCAAAUGAACCAAGCCCAGAACAACUUGUAGAGCUAAAUAAAAUGAAUCUGUUAGAUGAAAAAGAUUAUGGUGAAUACAAGGUACAUCAAACUGAUAAGACAUAA